Molecule: messenger RNA, 874 nt
Organism: Momordica charantia (bitter melon)
Lineage: Eukaryota; Viridiplantae; Streptophyta; Magnoliopsida; Cucurbitales; Cucurbitaceae
Source: RefSeq, a predicted model, not a curated record
GGCUCCGCAGAUUCUUAGAGGAGAGAGAAACAAAGAAACGAUGGGAAAUUGCCAAGCCAUUGACACAGCUUCUUUAAUCAUACAGCAUCCGACCGGCAAAGUCGACCGAUUCUAUUGGCCGGUGAACGCCGGCGAGAUCAUGAAGACGAAUCCCGGCCACUACGUCGCCCUCCUCAUCUCCACCAAAAUCUGCUCAUCGGAAAUUAGCCCUAGCCGCCGCCACCGCCGCCGCGAUAACGACCAAUCAAACGCCACCAAUUUCAACUCCGUCCGAUUGACUCGAAUCAAGCUUCUGAAGCCGACCGAUUCCCUCGUUCUCGGCCAAAUCUACAGGCUCGUCACAACCCAAGAUGUUUUGCAGGGAUUGCGAGCAAAACAGGAAGCGAAAACGAAGAAAAACCCGGUGGAUUCUGGAGGAUCUGAUGGGGAGAAGAAUCAGAUGAUGAAACAUGAAAGAAACAACAGAGUGAUCAAGAAAUCUGUACCCACGGCAUCUUUAACGACCAAAUCAAGAGCGUGGCAACCUUCUCUGCAAAGUAUUUCUGAGGGUGGAAGCUGAACGAUUCAUUGUUUGUGAUCAAGAACAUAAUAAUGAGAAGAAAUUGUGUCCCCUCUUCAGAAGUUUUAGAGUGAGAUUUGUGCAUAGGGAAGGAGUAGUUCGUUACAGAAACAGAACAAAAAAAAAAAAACGAAAAGGGAAAAGAGAAAGGAGUUGAGAUUUCAAACACUGUACUCUGAAUUUCAUUGAGAAAUUGAAAUUGGGUUUGGAACUUGGAAGAUACAAAUAACUCCUACUUGAUUAUGAGCAUUUCCAAUUUUUAUUUCUUUAUAUUGAAUAAUGAAUAUGUAGUUUAUGAGCUGAAAAUUAUGACGA